This is a messenger RNA of Entelurus aequoreus (snake pipefish), 1253 nucleotides long. RefSeq lists its product as uncharacterized. The transcript is spliced from 2 exons. The record is from RefSeq and is a predicted model, not a curated record. The coding region runs from base 68 to 757 and encodes 229 amino acids. Lineage: Eukaryota; Metazoa; Chordata; Actinopteri; Syngnathiformes; Syngnathidae.
CAGUUACCUGAGACGACAAAACAAAGGAUCACUAGAAGAAUAUGCUGCCAGGAAUGGGACCGACUGGAUGUGGAGAAUCCUUCCAGCCGAUUCACCUCACCGAAACGGUGCCGCCGAAGCUGCUGUCAAGAUCACCAAAAGAGCUCUACAAAGCCUUGGUAGAGGAGAAGGCCUUGCCUUCAGUGAAUUCCUGACUGUACUCAAGCUGGCCGCCAACCUUGCCAACGAAAGGCCUAUCGACGCUAGAGUCCAGUGCCGUGAGGACGGCAUCCAAUACAUCACUCCAAACACCCUGUUGCUUGGUCGAGCCACACAAAGUGGAGAUUUCAAAACAUUCGACUACACAACUUACCCCUUCAAAAGGCUGCAAGAGAUUCAAAUGCAAGUCAGCUACUUUUGGAAGUCCUGGAGCCAACUCGCAGGUCCAAACCUGUUCAUCCGCAGUAAAUGGCAUACUGCUGAAAGAAAUGCUGCCAUUGGAGACAUAGUGUGGCUCUGCGACCAAAAUGCACUGAGGGGUCAGUUCAAGCUAGCAAGAGUUGUCAGUGUGAACGCAGAUCCCAAAGGCAUUGUCCGAGAUGUCCACGUGAAAGUCUCUCCAAGUGGGUGCGUUCAGGUGAAGACUCCAAACCCUGUCGUUAAAGAGUCCAGGUCUAAGGAGAAGGACUUCCAGGGCACCAUACUGCAUCGAGACGUCCGACGCCUUGUCGUCCUCAUCCCGGCGGAGGAUCAGGUCAGGGGAGACCAGCUCGCCUGAGAGGUGCGAUCUUUCCAGGUUACACUGCAAAGAUCGAGUGGGAGGUGUUGCGGCGAUCUGCCUGGAGGUGCGGCUGAAGGUGUGUGUGUGACAGCGGCUGUGCUGCUGCAUGCGUGUCACAGCAGAAGCGCUGCAUGCGUGUCACAGCAGAAGCGCUGCAUGCGCGUCACAGCAGAAGCGCUGCUCCGCGGCGCGCCUCACCAGGUGCGCUCUCCAGCAGGUGAGCGCAAUCAGACUGAUGAGCAGCGCAGACAGGACAAAGCAAACAAAUGCACCCGUUUCAUUCAGUGUGCAGGACGGAGCUGAGAGCAGCAGAGACAGAGACGAUCACUAAAACCACGAAAGCACUUCACAAACGCAUGGGAAAAAGGACUCAAACCAAACGGACUACCGGUUUUUCACCUUCCAAGAUUCCAGUUAAUAAACUGAAAUACGAGUGAAAUCCUGAGCCUCAUCGAGUCCUUCCUUUUCAAGUGUGGGAAGCCAUGUCGUUAUA